This is a messenger RNA of Rhododendron vialii, 768 nucleotides long. RefSeq names its product putative cyclin-D6-1. Bases 99 to 737 code for a protein of 212 amino acids. The record is from RefSeq and is a predicted model, not a curated record. NCBI's taxonomy places the organism in Eukaryota, Viridiplantae, Streptophyta, Magnoliopsida, Ericales, Ericaceae. The transcript is spliced from 5 exons.
CUCUCUUCUACACAAUCGAAGGACUCAUGGCGCCCUAAAAGGAUGAUCUGGAAUUUCUUACCACAUUUGUCUACAGCUGCACCGUCCUUGCUUGGAAGAUGAGGUCCAGUGACUUCUCCGUGCGACUAUUGCUGGACGAGGUUGAGGAUUUAAAGAGAAUGGAACGACGGAUCCUCGAUGCACUUGACUGGAAAAUGCUAUCGAUUACGGCAGUGUUCUUCACCGAUUUCUUCGUGUCGUUGAUCGUCGUCCACGACAACGAUCCACGAAAAAUACUACCUGCUGUCAACCCUCGGAGAAUUCUAAACCAUGUCUUUUUCAUGCAUUACAAUACCGAAUUUACACGGUUCAAGCCAUCGAUAAUCGCAGCCGUGGGAGUUGUAGCUGAAAGAUCAGAGAAAGGAUCACCGGGCGACUCAUGCGUCGACCCGAUUUUACGCUGCAAAUUUGUUGACAUGGAUGAGUUUGAGAAUUGCUUCGAUCUAUUAAGGUUUAAGAGGGCCACGGAGAUCGCAAAUGCUGCAUUAAUCCCUCGAAUUGAUUUUCCUGAGUCUCCGUCACCACCAGCUCAGCAAGAAGAACAGGAGGAGUACUCGGAGGAGGAGGAAGCGGAGGAGAUCACAAAUGCUGCAGUAAUCCAUGGAGGUGGACGCAAAGGAAGAAAAAGAAGAAGAGUAGUAAUUGGAGAAAAAGCAGAAGUUCUUUCUAAUGGGAGAGCCAGUGUUAACCCCUUUUAGAGUAGUAGAAGUUAUACUGGAGAACACCAAG